GCGCUGAAACUGCUAGCUCCAGUUAGCUUUGUUAGCUUUAUCAGCUGUAAACAGCCGUUAGUUUUAAACGAGCUUAAUUAAACUGUUUAAUGUUAACCGUUGGUGUUUAAACUGAUGUGAAGCUUUAAUAUAAUUUAAUAUAAUUUAAUAUAAUAUGAGUUUAUAGUCUGAAACGAGCUAACAGCGGCUAGCCUGUUAGCCUGCUAGCUACAGCUCAGAUACAGGCUAACGGCUAACACGGCCCGUGAGCCAGUGGGAGGAUGAUAAAGUUCGUGCUGAUGGUGAACCGGCAGGGUCAGACUCGUUUGUCUCGUUACUACGACCCGGUGGAGCUGAGCCGCAGAGCGCCGCUGGAGGCCGACGUGGUGCGAUGCUGCUUGUCCCGGAAGAAAGACCAGUGUUCCUUCGUGGAGUACAAAGACUUCAGACUGGUUUACCGCCAGUACGCAGCGCUCUACAUCGUGGUGGGAGUCACUGACAGCGAG
Molecule: messenger RNA, 485 nt
Organism: Scomber japonicus (chub mackerel)
Lineage: Eukaryota; Metazoa; Chordata; Actinopteri; Scombriformes; Scombridae
Product: AP-4 complex subunit sigma-1-like
Exons: 3
Biological process (GO): vesicle-mediated transport; protein transport
Cellular component (GO): intracellular membrane-bounded organelle
Source: RefSeq, a predicted model, not a curated record